Messenger RNA from Lentinula edodes (shiitake mushroom), 1485 nucleotides. RefSeq lists its product as uncharacterized. The transcript has 6 exons. Bases 1 to 1485 code for a protein of 494 amino acids. Lineage: Eukaryota; Fungi; Basidiomycota; Agaricomycetes; Agaricales; Omphalotaceae. The record is from RefSeq and is a predicted model, not a curated record. Gene Ontology annotation, molecular function: oxidoreductase activity; FMN binding.
AUGAACAGCAAUGACACGGUAUUCACUGAACAGCUUUUGCCCUGUGGAAAGACAAUACCGAAUAGACUGGUCAAGGUCGCCAUGUACGAACACCUUUCUUCGAUUCUAGGCGGGCCUCCUAAUGAUUUUCACUACGAGCUGUACUCCGCUUGGUCCAAGCAUGACUGGGGAAUGAUUAUGACUGGGAAUGUACAAGUUUCCAAACAACAUUUAACCCUUGGUCGCGAUAUGGUAGUGCCCAAAGUAUUAACAAAUCAGACGAUCCAACCAUUUCAGCAGCUUGCACAAGUUAUCCAUGGUGAUCAGCAUUCACAUAGCCUGGCCAUCAUGCAGCUCAGCCACGCAGGUCGACAAUCUAGUAAUAUACUCGGCGGACGACUUCCCUUCGUAUCCCCGCUUGGGCCUAGCGCAGUAAGAUUCGGUCACUCUAAACGGAAUGAAGGCGUAAUUUCGAACAUAUUUCAUCGGCUGCUUUUUCAAACACCUAAAGCCAUGUCUUCUGCGGACAUUGACAAUGUGGUUUCUGAGUUUGUUCGUGGCGCUUCACUAGCCUUACAGUCUGGCUUUGAUGGCGUGCAGCUACAUGUAGCUCAUGGAUCACAGUUUUUAUCACCCAAGUCUAACACCCGCACCGAUGAAUAUUCAUAUCACUCACUCCUUCUAUUAAGUCGUAUAGUUAAUGCCAUCCGAGAAGUCGUACCCAGAGAUUUCGUACUCGGCAUCAAGUUUAAUACUAGCGACUACAGUCUCUUCGAAGAGAGCGAAGCCAAAGUUGCCCAAGAAGAACGCGCCCUUACACAUCUUCGUCAGGUUGCCUCAUGGAGGACGGUUGACUUUAUCGAGAUUAGCGGUGGCGAUUAUGAAAAUCCUGAGUUCAUGCUCAGUUCAAGCUCCGCCACCUCUGCCAAGAAUCCCCGUCAGGCAUUUUUUGCUCAUUUUUCCUCAAAACUCAUGAAGGAGUUAUCUUCCGUUACUUCAUCCGACCAAUGUGCACCUCUUAUUCUACUGACGGGAGGCCUCCGUUCCCCCGCCCACUUAUAUACCGCCCUCAGAAAUGAAAAUGCACAUCUCCUAGGCAUUGGGAGAGCUUCCGUCCUCUGUCCAAAUCUCCCCACUGUCCUCAAACGUCGACGGGCUGCUGAAGCUGAUCUCUCGAGUGAUGUCACUCCUUUCAAGCCCGAACCUGAUCUUAGAUUUUGGCCUUCGGGAAGAGAGCCGUGGCGGUGCAUUCGGAGGUUCUUUCCAAAGGUGAAGCUUAUUGGCGCUGGAGUUGGAAUGGCGUGGUAUGUCGUGAUGAUUCGUCGAUUGGCUAAAGAGCAUAUUCGACGGCCUGACUAUAGCAUAGGAGGGUUGGGUGCUAUGACUAAAAUGUGGGUGUGGAUCGAUGCACCUGAGCUACAACAGACAAAGGCCAUCUAUGUACUGAUCUUAGGCCUAGUGUGGUAUCUGUAUUUGGGUUCCUCGAUGUUAUUCGAUAGUUAUUGA